CGUUUGGCCAGGCUUGUGUAGGAGUGGAACAUUUUACUCCUGGAAAUUUCAUCUCACUCUCAGGGUUCAGACCAAACCUUGAAGAAGUAGUACAUAUUAUAUUACUGCUUAUCAAACAAACAGUUAGCUCAAACUUCAAACACAAUCAGUUAGUGUUUCACAACAUAAUUUUCGCAUGAGGUAACGCUAACUGAGAAGUGAACCAUGGAUGACGAAUAUGAUGGUGAUGGCUGGGGAGGUGGAGAUUCGCCUGGAGACGACUCAGAGGCUGGUGAAGCUGAAAAUCCUGAAGAGGUUUUAUCUGAAUGCCUUAAGAAAUUCAGCUCUCCAGACUAUAUCAUGGAGCCUGGAAUUUUUGCCCAGCUAAAGAGGUAUUUCCAAGCUGGCGGUAAUCCUGAACAAGUAAUUGAUUUGCUCUCCGGAAAUUACAAGGCUUUUGCACAGACAGCAAAUUUACUCGCUGAGUGGCUCAUAUUGGCUGGCGUUAAAAGCUUUGAUGUCCAGUCCAUGGUAGAAAACCACUUAAAAGAUAUGGUAUUUAAGAUGUUUGAUCCCAAGAGAGCAGAUAUUAUUUUCACACAAGAGGGCGAAACGCCUGGAUGGCUGACAGAAAUCAUAGAGCACCCCACGUGGAGAUCUCUAGUUUAUCGCUUAGCAGAAGAGUACCCUGAUUGCUUGCUGCUGAACUUCACUAUUAAACUUAUAUCUGAUGCUGGAUACCAAGGUGAAAUAACAAGUAUCUCUACUGCGGCCCAGCAAAUUGAAGUAUUUUCGAGAGUGUUGAAAACUGCUAUCACAAGUUAUUUGUCUAAUUCCGAAAAAAGGCAAGCCAGCAUAGCUGAGUGUGCGAAAAUGGUUUGUCAUGGCCAGCACACCUACGUUUACAGCCAAGCCCUGCUCCAUGUGCUUUCCCAGGAACCUAAAGGCGGCUUCAGCAUUAAGCGUCUAUCUCAAGAGAUCACAAAAUGCGCGAGAGAAAAUGGUUACGACAUCACACCCAUCUUGAUGUCUCUGAAUGGAAGCUCCAGUCACCCUCCAGCUUGUGAGGCUUUGUCAUCCAUGUUCUCGCGCAGCAGUUUAAACCCAGCCGACAUCUCUUUCCUGUAUCGCCAUUACUCGUCCAAUGAUCCUCCUCCAAUUGAACUAAUCAGAACCCCACACCUGAUGGAGUUGCUGGUGGAUGCUCUUUUUCGACCCUCAGUUAAACUGAAUCCAGAGCACAAGCCCAAGUACAUAUACUUACUCGCCUACGCCGUGAGUGUGACAGAGGGAGGAAGAGGCAGGAGCAAGCCUGCAAGCAAGGAUGAAUUGAUGCCGACUAAACAAGCCAUCGAAAAAGUGCACAAUAUUUGCAGCAGCAAUCCAAGUUCAACGGAAAUAAUUGCAGAGUUGAGCACCCUGUAUAGUUGCAUCCGAUACCCAGUGGUGGCUGUCGGGGUUGUCCGCUGGGUUGAAUGUGUUGUCACAGAACCCAGCUAUUUCAAGCUCUGCACCGAACACACGCCAAUCCACUUGGCGCUGCUGGAUGAAGUAGUGACUUGUCACCAGCUGCUGCACAGAACUGUUCUGAACUUGCUCAUACAGUUGUUUGAGAGUAAGCAGGAUGAAUUGGAGAUCUUAGUGCAGUUGGAAAUGAGAAAAAUGCUGCUAGAUCGAAUGGUUUCUUUGCUAUGUGUGGGAUGUGUUGUACCUGUUGUCCAAUAUGUGAUUCAGUGCUGGCAGAGAGGUGACACAGAUAUUUCUCUCAUCAGAUACUUUGUAACUGAGGUAUUGGAGGCCAUUGCUCCACCGUACACGGGAGAGUUUGUUCAGCUGUUUCUUCCUAUGGUGGAACAUGAAGAAGUAACAGGCACCACUAGGGGUGAUGGAGAUAACGACCCUGUCUCAGAGUUCAUUGUGUACUGCAAGGCGAACUACGUGAAUUUAUAAAGUUUAUUACGACCAUACUAUUGAAUG
Cloeon dipterum is the source of this 1956-nucleotide messenger RNA. It is a transcript of the gene TH1, whose product is annotated as negative elongation factor complex member TH1. Lineage: Eukaryota; Metazoa; Arthropoda; Insecta; Ephemeroptera; Baetidae. Bases 205 to 1929 code for a protein of 574 amino acids. Gene Ontology annotation, biological process: negative regulation of transcription elongation by RNA polymerase II. The transcript has 12 exons. Gene Ontology annotation, molecular function: RNA binding. The record is from RefSeq and is a predicted model, not a curated record. Gene Ontology annotation, cellular component: nucleus; NELF complex.